AUGGAAUCAAUCUCCAAAAACAUGAGAAAAAGCAUUGUUUGUACAAAUGAAGAAGAAGGUGCAAUCUUAGUAGCUAUGGAGCUAGCUUUUGGGUCAGUGCUUCCAAUGGUAUUGAAAUCAACCAUAGAACUUGAUCUCUUUGAGCUUAUCUGUCAGGAUUGUCGGCGAUUUGGUGGUGAAGGAGCUUCUGCUUCUCAACUUGCUUCUUGCCUUCCUGCUAAAAACCCUCAAGCAGCUGUGGUUAUGAUCGACCGAAUUCUCCGCCUUCUCACGGCCCGUUCCGUCCUCACUUGCCGUCUCGACACGCUUCCCGAUGGCGGAGUGAGGCCGAGCUACACCUUGGCACCGGUGGCCAAGUAUUUCACUAGAAAUGAGGAUGGGGUUUCUCUUGCCCCUUUUUCGCUCUUGAUUCAAGAUAGAGUCUUCAUCGACUCGUGGCACCAUCUAAAAGAUGCAGUUCUCGAAGGGGGGGUCGCAUUCGAUAAUGCUUAUGGCAUGCAUGUGUUUGAAUAUGCAGGCACGAAUCCAAGAUUCAACAAGGUUUUCAACCAAGCUAUGAACGAUCAUUCAACCCUUUUUAUGAAGAAAAUUCUUGAAAAAUAUAAUGGAUUUGAGGGUGUUGAAUCUCUGGUGGAUGUUGCUGGUGGAAAUGGAGCUUCAUCAAAGAUGAUUAUUUCAAAGCAUCCUUCAAUCAAGGCCAUCAAUUUCGAUCUUCCCCAUGCUAUUCAACAAGCCACCCCUUAUGCUGGAGUAGAGCACAUCGGGGGAGACAUGUUCGCGACCGUGCCCAAGGCGGAUGCCAUUUUUUUGAAGUGGAUCUGCCAUGACUGGAGCGAUUCACAUUGUGUCACACUAUUGAAAAAUUGCUAUGAAGCAAUUCCAGAAAAUGGAAAAGUGAUUAUUGCCGAAUCGAUCCUCGCGGAGGGCCCACAGAGCGCCGCAACGACUAUGAGAUUAGAGCAUCUCCAACGGCGGACGUCACGGUAG
This is a messenger RNA of Salvia hispanica, 987 nucleotides long. Lineage: Eukaryota; Viridiplantae; Streptophyta; Magnoliopsida; Lamiales; Lamiaceae. The record is from RefSeq and is a predicted model, not a curated record.